ACCUCGCCCGGAGGUACCGCCGGCCGCCCAGUAUCUGCUCCGCCUGGGCUUCCCGUGGGCUCCUGGCGAGACGGGCCCAGCCGGGAGCGCUGAUCUGCAUGGGGCUGCGCUGGCGGCAAUACCGCGGUCCAGCUGGGGUUUUCUUAAGGAAAUCUGAAAGGAGAGCCAUCCUUAUGAAGAGAUGAUGUGUAAUGUCCCAGGUAACUUGGAAGCUUGUGCCACUCCAGACACUGACCAGGACUGGGCACAGGAGCACUACCGACUAGGAACUUUUGUUGAAUUUCCACUUGACUGUCCGGUUUCGGCAUCAGCACUAGCACGAGCUGGCUUUGUUUAUACUGGAGAAGGUGACAAAGUGAAGUGCUUCAGUUGCCAUAGGACUAUUGAAGGAUGGGCACCUGGGGAUUCUGCAGUUGAGAGACACAAAAACCUUUCUCCAAAUUGCAAAUUUAUCACUGAAUCUACUUUUCUGGAAAAUAACGUACACCCUCUCACCCAGAACUACCAGCAUAGAACUGAAAACGGUUCCAGCAAUUCAACCCUCCCGUGUACUCUGGCUGACCCAUCUGAUCUGGAGGCAGAUUACCUUUUGAGAACUAGACAGGUUGUGGAUAUGUCAGAUAAUUUGUAUCCUAAAAACCCUGCCAUGUGCAGCGAAGAGACAAGAUUAAAGUCUUUUCACAACUGGCCCCUCAACAGCCAGCUGACACCGCAAGAAUUAGCUAAUGCUGGAUUCUAUUAUACAGGUGUUGGUGAUGAAGUGGCAUGCUUUUGUUGUGGUGGAAAACUAAAAAAGUGGGAACCCAGUGACAGAGCUUGGUCAGAACAUAAGAGGCAUUUUCCCAAAUGCCUUUUUGUCCUGGGCCGGGAUGUUGGAAAUAUUCCAAGUGAAUCUAUUCCGGCUGAGUUUGGGACAAGUGGUGGUCUGAACAAUGCGCAGUAUCCAAGGAAUCCAUCGAUGGCAAAAUAUGGAAGACGUUUACAAACAUUUUUCACUUGGAUAUAUCCUGUUGACAAGGAGCAACUUGCUGAAGCUGGGUUCUAUAGCAUAGGUAAUGGUGAUCAUGUUGUGUGUUUCCACUGUGGUGGAGGAUUGCAACAAUGGAAGAAAAACGAAGACCCGUGGGAUCAACAUGCCAAAUGGUUUCCUGGGUGGAUAAAAGCUGUCCAAAGACUGACUUACUCGUAUAACAUUGAUAAAAUCAAUGUCUUUUCUGUGUUCACUGCCAAAUUUGUCCUCCGUGGCGGAAGGCUCUCUGGAAGCUGGAAGUGCGGAUUUGUGAGAAAGGAAAAGGGGCUAGAAUUUAUAAAUAAUGUUCACUUAAGAGAUGGAUGUAGGGAUUCAACAACAGAAGCUGCUGAAGGAACAGUACUUCCUAAAGAUGAUCUCUUACAGAAUCCUCUGGUACAAAGUGCCAUAGACAUGGGUUUCAGUUUGUCUGAGAUUAGGAACACCAUGGAAAAGAAAUUGCAGAUGUCUGGAGAAAGUCACACAUCUGUUGAGGAUCUGGUAGCAGACUUAAGUACUCAAAAAGAAAAUAGAAGGGAAGAAGAACCAAAUGAAAUCCCAGUUGAGCAAGAUCAGCUUAUUCGAUUACAAAACCUCUAUCUUAGUACUGAAGAGAAGUUAAGACGCUUGCAGGAAGAAAAGCUUUGUAAAAUCUGUAUGGCUAAAGACAUAUCAGUCGUCCUCAUUCCCUGUGGUCACCUAGUUGCCUGUAAGGAAUGUGCUCAAGGACUUAAUGAAUGCCCUCUGUGUCGUACAAAUAUUGUGAAAAGACAGGAAAUUUUUAUGUAUUAGUGAAAUAUAUAGUGUGUGAAUGCAAAUGUUUCCUGCUUUAUUGCUUUAUGUGUAAUGUAAUGUAAAAAAAUGUAGUUAAUUCCAGGAUGUAAUCAUAUGGCAGUAUUUAGAUUUCUCUGCUGUCAAACUCUAUGUACAUUUUAACAUUUUAAAAAUUACUUUCCUUAAGUGAAUUUUUGGUAUGUAAAAACCAAUAUCGAAAGGCAAAUAUUUAUAUUCUGUAACUUCAUAGACCUGAUUUGGCAAAGCUUUAUUUAUGUGAUCAUUCCUUUGCUUCACUUUGGAAGUGAAGGUUAUGCAAAUAGAGUUGUAUAAAAAUUUAGGGCCUAUAUAAAAUUUGUAAAUAGGUAAAUUAAUUUAAAAAUGUAUUAUAUACAUGUAUAUUAUAUCUGAGAUUUUAGCUUCUCCAAAAUAUUACGUAAGAUUGAAAAUGUCUUAUUUCUGGGACCUUGGAUGUGACAUAAUUCAGAGAAUAUGUGUAAACCUGCUGCUGAAAGAUUUCACCUUAGGUUUGCUACUGCUACUUUGUAAGUUGGUCUGUUUUGAAACAUAAAUCAUCUCGCUCCAGGUUUUUUUUUCUGGUUAGGAUGUAUAAAUUGUCUUCAGUAAACUGGUUUUAGCCAUCCAUUUUUCACAAAAAUCCCUCUGUAUGUGAAAUGUACAUUAAUUUCGUAAGAGAACUCAACAGAAAUUAAGGAGAUUUUAUGUACCUUGUGCCCUUUAUGAAAGGAGCGGUCUCAUUUUAAAAUUGCCCCCCUAUAGAAAAAGGUGCUCAUUGUUUGAUUUUCUUUUCUUGUGUUUUUUGAACAGUUAGCAUUAUCCUAAGUAAUUUUUCUGCUAAUACAUUGCAGUGCUUCUGUUUGUCUAUUUUUUCAUAAGAGAAGAUGAAACUCUCUCCAUGAAAACGCUUGCUUUUAUUUUUUAUAAUUCACCAGUAAUGUUAGAAAUCUUUAAUUUUUGUUCUUGUCAGUUUGAGGCAUUUAAAUUCAAAAGUUAAGAACUAUUCUAGUGAGAUUCACCUUAAAAUACUUAAACUAUUUCUUACUGGACUGAUCCUCUGUUCUCCAAUUAAAAAUGCAUCACAGCUUUGUAUUUAAGUAUAGCUUACGUAUUUAAGUAUAGGUUUACGAUCACUCUACUUAAUUAUGUGACUUCCUUAUUUUGCAGAGCUACUCAUGUGUUCUGUGUAUAUAUUUUUAUCUUUGAGUCCUACACACUAAUAGAUUUAGAAUAUACAGAAUAUAGUUUUUCACAUGAUAAAAGUUUUCAAUCCAAUAAACAGAAAUGUAAUGUC
Grus americana (Whooping crane) is the source of this 3095-nucleotide messenger RNA. RefSeq names its product X-linked inhibitor of apoptosis (gene XIAP). Gene Ontology annotation, molecular function: cysteine-type endopeptidase inhibitor activity involved in apoptotic process; ubiquitin protein ligase activity. The transcript has 8 exons. The coding region runs from base 182 to 1801 and encodes 539 amino acids. Gene Ontology annotation, biological process: regulation of cell cycle; negative regulation of apoptotic process; positive regulation of protein ubiquitination. Gene Ontology annotation, cellular component: spindle microtubule; nucleus; cytoplasm. The record is from RefSeq and is a predicted model, not a curated record. NCBI's taxonomy places the organism in Eukaryota, Metazoa, Chordata, Aves, Gruiformes, Gruidae.